Messenger RNA from Cololabis saira (Pacific saury), 5983 nucleotides. RefSeq names its product period circadian clock 1b (gene per1b). Gene Ontology annotation, cellular component: cytoplasm; nucleus. Gene Ontology annotation, biological process: negative regulation of transcription by RNA polymerase II; circadian regulation of gene expression; entrainment of circadian clock by photoperiod. NCBI's taxonomy places the organism in Eukaryota, Metazoa, Chordata, Actinopteri, Beloniformes, Belonidae. The transcript has 20 exons. The record is from RefSeq and is a predicted model, not a curated record. Gene Ontology annotation, molecular function: transcription cis-regulatory region binding; transcription corepressor binding. The coding region runs from base 495 to 4718 and encodes 1407 amino acids.
AGACAGGUUGAAAACAGCUCAGUUUCUUUUUCCGUGUGCCGGUGUGUCGUGACGGAUCUGUUGGUUUCAGCUCGCUGGAGAAGUUCACACAUGCUCAGGCUCUCGGAGCCGCACCUUCCUGCAGACUCCAUCCGCACGAUCAUUGCACGGUGGACUUUAGAGCAACAGGGAGGCAAGAAGACCAGAGACGGAGUGAGGGGAAUAUUUUUUGUUCUCACCAAGAGCUGUUUUUCUCACACUGCCUCUCCAUCUAUCAUCCCAUCUGCUCUAGCACUUCUGCCAAAGCUGUUUUGUAACCAGAAACGGUCUGGACAACAUUGAGUGACACUUUUUUCCUCAAGAUUUCAGAAGAUUUCAGGAAAAAAAAAAUCAUUUUUCUUUCUCUUUAUUUUUUCUAUCAACCAACAACUAUGAUUCAUUUGUGUUUAAAUAGUAGUCCCACUUAAAUUUAAAGUUCCGCCAAUCCAGCAGCGUCAGCCUCAUCCAACUCUAGUAUGAGUUAUGAGAGCUCCACGUCAUCGCCCAGCAGCAGCACUCGGUGCAGAGCGACCGCGGCCGACAAGACGGACCAAGAAUCGGAGUCACACGGGUUAAACGCCCAGAAGACGAGCACCGAUGUCGGCGCUCAGGAGCAGGGAAGCGAGGCCGGAGGAGCCUCCUCGCAGGACGAAGGGUCCAGGUCCGGAGGACUCUCCGGAGACCAAAGGGGACCAAGCUCAGACGACAUGGACGGAGUGUCCAGCGGGAACGACUCCGGGGAGAGGGAAAGCGAAGGCGGGAUGCGGAGGGAAAACCGGUCUCGCGGACACCAGUCCACGAUCAGCUCCCACAGUCACGGCUCAUCGAACGGCAAAGACUCUGGUAUGAUGCUGGAGAGCAAGAGUUCCAACUCUCAGAGUCUCUCCCCUCCCGGCGGCUCCCUGGCCUACAGCCUGCUGUCCACCAGCUCGGAGCACGACCCCCCCUCCACCUCCGGCUGCAGCAGCGACCAGUCCGCCCGCCAGCAGACGCAGAAGGAGCUCAUGAAGGCCAUCAAGGAGCUGAAGGGCCGUCUGCCCCCGGAGCGCAAGGGCAAGGGCCGCUCCAGCACUCUGACCGCGCUGAAAUACGCGCUUCAGUGUGUCCGACAAGUCCGAGCCAAUAAAGAGUACUAUCACCAGUGGAGCGUGGAGGAGUGUCAUGGCUGCAGCCUGGACUUAUCCGCCUUCACAGUUGAAGAGCUGGACAAUAUCACUUCUGAGUACACCCUCAAAAACACUGACACAUUCUCCAUGGCCGUGUCGUUUUUGUCCGGGAAGGUCGUGUACGUAUCACCCCAGGGUUCGUCCCUGCUGCGCUGCAAGCCCGAGUGUCUCCAGGGAACGCUGUUUUCCGACAUCCUGGCUCCACAAGACGUCAGCACCUUCUACAGCAGCACGGCGCCGUGCCGCCUGCCGUCCUGGGCCUCCUGCAUCGGCUCAGCCGCUCCUCCCGUCGACUGCACGCAGGAGAAGUCCAUGUUCUGUCGCAUCAGCGCUAACCGAGCUCACGGUGGUGAGAUGAAGUACUACCCGUUCCGCCUUACUCCCUACCAGCUCACCCUCCGGGACUCUGACGGGGCAGAGCCCCAGCCCUGCUGCCUGCUCAUCGCUGAGAGGGUCCACUCCGGAUAUGAAGCUCCUCGUAUCCCUACAGACAAGAGGAUCUUCACCACCAGCCACACUCCCAGCUGCCUCUUCCAAGAAGUUGAUGAGAGGGCGGUGCCACUGUUGGGCUACCUGCCCCAGGACCUGGUGGGAACCCCCAUCCUUCUCUCCAUCCACCCGGAGGACCGGGCCAUGAUGGUGGCCAUUCAUGAGAAGAUCUUUCAGUUUGCCGGCCAGCCGUUUGAGUAUUCUCCUCUGCGGAUGUGCGCCCGCAACGGGGAGUACCUGACCAUCGACACCAGCUGGUCGUCCUUCGUCAACCCCUGGAGCAGGAAGGUGGCGUUCGUGGUCGGCCGGCACAAAGUCAGAACGAGCCCUCUGAACGAAGACGUGUUCACCAUGCCGCCGGGCUUCGAGAGCCGGGUCACCACGCCCGACGUGGUCCAGCUGAGCGAGCAGAUCCACCGGGUGCUGGUGCAGCCGGUGCACAGCAGCAGCUCCCAGGGCUACAGCUCGCUGGGCUCCAGCGGCUCCCGGGGAUCCCACCGCUCGCACCAGCAGCACCUCAGUGCCUCGGCCGGCUCGUCCAGCGACAGCAACGGCCCCACCAUGGACGAAGCCAUCGCCGUGGUCGCAACACACAAACCUAUGACGUUCCAGCAGAUCUGCAAAGACGUCCACAUGGUCAAGACCAAUGGGCAGCAAGUUUUCAUCGAGUCCCGAAAUCGCCCAGCGCCCAGGAAAGCCCCCACCACCGUCGCCACAAGCAUCAGAGCAAUCAACAGUGAUCCCAUCAGAGGUUUGAUAGCCGACAUAACGCAACCUGCCAAAGCUGCGCUGCCUGCACCGCUUCUGCAGAAGGAGCCCACGACGGGAUACUCCUACCAGCAGAUCAACUGUCUGGACAGCAUCAUCAGGUACUUGGAGAGCUGUAACAUUCCUAAUACGGUCAAGAGGAAGUGCGGCUCCUGGACCGCCUCCUCCACGUCUGAUGACGACAAACCAGACGUCAACAGCAAAGGUGGUUCAGUUAACCUCGUAGGUGAACCACCUACUCUGCCUCCACUGACCAUGGCCGCGAAAGCAGAGAGUGUAGCCUCAGUUACAUCUCAGUGUAGCUUCAGCAGCACCAUCGUCCAUGUAGGAGACAAGAAACCUCCCGAGUCAGACAUUGUCAUGGAAGAGGCUCCGAUAAAUCCCAUUCUGGAUCCUCUUCUUCCUCUUCCUGCUGCUACGCCGACAGCUUUUACCUCCGCCCCGACUCUUCCAACGUGCAGUACAAGGCCUUCCAUCAGCGCCAUGGCCCCUCUGCUGCCGCCGCCUCCCCCACCUCCUCACGCCCAGACCGCUCAGCUGGAGCGAGACGGCCGGAGAGGAGGAGGCGCGGGCCGGCUGGGCCUGACCAAGGAGGUGCUGUCCGCCCACACGCAGCAGGAGGAGCAGGCCUUCCUCGACCGCUUCAAGGACCUGAGCAAGCUGCGCGUCUUCGACCAGACGGCCUCUUCCACCGUGCGCUGCCACACCCCCGCUGCUCUGUCACGAGGAGUUCACUGUUCUCGUGACUACCCAGCAGCAGGAAGUGGCCACCGACGAGGCCCCGGGGGCAAGAGACUGAAGCACCAGGAGUCUUCCGAGCAGCACAGCUCUCUGGGCCUCAGUACUCACCAAGACCCGAGAGCCAACCCGGCCCCCCUGCCCCUCAACAUGCCCCUCAACAUGCCCCUGGGAGCUCCGGCCACCUCCUCCUCCUGGCCCUCCGUCUGCUCCCAGGCCAGCAUUCCCUCCGCCCCGUUCGCCCCCGGCAUGUUCCCCAUGUACCCCGUCUACCCCCCACUGGCCCAGCCCCAGCCGGGCCUGCCCAACCCCAUGGUUCCCCCCAUGAUGCUCUUCCUGCCCAACUACAUGUUCCCCCAGGUGGGAGCCCCCAUGCCCCAGCCGGCCGCCGCCCCCGGACACUUCUACAACCCCAACUACAGUAACCUGGCACCCCCGCUGGCCCAGAUCCCCCCCGUCUCCAACCCCAUGCCCAUCCUGGGCACGGGCGCCCCCUCCCGCAGCAGCACCCCGCAGUCCUGCACCCGCGAGGGGGCCGAGUCCCCGCUCUUCCACUCCCGCUGCUCCUCCCCCCUCAACCUGCUGCAGCUGGAGGAGCCGCCCAGCAGCCGCUUAGAGGCCGGCGCUCUCGCUGCGUCUCAGCAGGCCGCGCCCGCCGCGCAGGGCGGGACCAGCGGACAGAACUCCAAUCAGAGGAGCUCUGACGACACCAAGCAGAAUGAGAAUGGUGAAGCCAACGACUGCAACCAGGAUGCCAUGUCCACGUCCAGUGACCUGCUGGACCUGCUGCUGCAGGAAGACUCCCGCUCCGGCACCGGCUCCGCUGCCUCCGGGUCGGGCUCCUCCGGCACCAGAUCCUCGGGCUCCGGCUCCGGCUCCAACGGCUGCAGCUCCUCUGGCACCAGCGGCACAAGUCAGUACACCAGCAGCAGCCAGGGCAGCCACACCAGCAAGUACUUCGGCAGCAUCGACUCCUCGGAGAACGACCACUCCCGUAAGCAGCCAGCAGGGGGCAGCAGCAGCGGAGAGGAGCAGUUCAUCAAGUGUGUCCUGCAGGAUCCCAUCUGGCUGCUGAUGGCCAACACCGACGACAAGGUCAUGAUGACCUAUCAGCUGCCCGUCAGGGACAUGGAGACAGUCCUGCGGGAAGACCGCGAGGCCCUGAGGAACCUGCAGAAACAUCAGCCCCGCUUCUCAGACGAGCAGAAGAAAGAGCUGAGCCAGGUCCACCCCUGGAUCCGGACAGGUCGCCUGCCCCGGGCCAUCAACAUCUCGGGCUGCGCCGGCUGCAAGUGCCCCCCCUCCGUGCCUCCCGCCGCCCCUUUCGACGUGGAGAUCCACGAGAUGGAGCUCUGCACGGCGCUCAAGACUCAGGAAGAGAGCGCCGCUAAAACCUGGGGAAACGUCACGGAGACCACCAUGGCCGACGCUCAGCCGGAAGACGAAGACGACGAGGAACAGGCGGAGGAGAAGGAAACAAACGCACAAGACAACCAGGGCAUGAGCUCAGAGGCCGCGGAAGGACAAACUGCAACCUGAACUUCAGAGACAAAACCUGAAAAUCACAACCUUUUCUGCUAAUCUGUAGAAAAACCUGCACCUUCCGCCACUCGUAACACAAGGUGUUAAAAAAGCGAGCGCCGCGGGGACGUUACGGUGCACCGGUCCAGAAAACCGCCGUGUAUGGUUUGACGGGUCAGACGGGACUUUGUCUGAUUCCGACCACAGCACAGACGGCAGGUUGUUGCGACUCCUACGAGAUGCCUUGGAAACCACCGGACACAGACACUCAGUUUUAGAGAGUGAUUUGAUUACUACUUUCUGUUUUAUUUCCUCCAUCUUUUGUUGUUCUCGUAAAUAUAUUUAUUUUACUUGUAAAGCAAUCAGAGAGGACUAUGAAUGUGUUUCUAAAAGACGCCUGAUGUGCCCGGCAACAGUUUCCUCCCUGUCCUUCUCGUCUCUAAGGGGUCCAUGCUCAGCUUUUGUGAAGAGGGAAGGGACUUUUGGAGGUUCCUGCUUCAAUUCCUGUAAAAAGAUACUUUUUUUUAAAUUUUGUUUUAUUUUUUGUCUUUUCAGUAAAUACUUAUCACUAUAGUGUAAAUAUACGAUAAAAAUCUGAUAGUUUUUGUUAACUUUUAUGUAUAUUUUUAUACCUUUUAUCCCCUGCAGAUGAAGAGAAUAAAAUAGACAAAAAGGAAAAUCUUUACUGUGUAUAAAAAGAAAAUUCAAAAAUAAGGAAAGAAAAAGGAAAAGUCUAGCUGAAAUCUUAUUUUUACAAAUUUGUGCCACCAAAAAAAAGGCAAUCACCAGAUGACAGUGACUGGACUGCGGUCAGUGUUCCAGUAGCGUUUACUGGGUGUUCACUGCAGCGCUGCCGCCACCAGGAGACUCCUCCGCUCAUCCCAGUCUCCUUCCAGAGCGGUAGUUAGUCUGGUUCAGACGGGAGAGCAGACGCUGCACCGCGACACGUUCCUCUGACCAGCACCCCCCCUGUGGUCGGCAGCCCGGGGCUGGGACGCCUCGGGGCUGGGCCUCCAGGAGAGGGACGGCUCUGCUGCUGCCCGGGUUCGCUCCUCAUUCUUAAGUGGGUUUUUAAAAAAAGGUGGACGCUGCUUUAUGGAAAUGGUUCCAAGAGUUUGUGUUAACCAUUUUCUCUUCCUCUAUACCUCUUUUUUUCCUUUCUGUGGCAUUGUUCUGGUCAUGUGAUAUCGUUUGCUUUAUGGCAUCAGUUUCUUAAUAUUUUUGUGAAGGUAUUUGUACAAACAGAUGACAAUAAAAUGGCUUCAAGGGCCUUUAAAAAUUAA